Molecule: messenger RNA, 396 nt
Organism: Linum tenue
Lineage: Eukaryota; Viridiplantae; Streptophyta; Magnoliopsida; Malpighiales; Linaceae
Source: the annotation of a GenBank genome assembly
AUGUGCAUCGAGUCACAUAUUCUAAUUGAUCCAAGUUUAAGAAAAACAAGGGUGGUGGUUACUAAUGAGAUAGAAGGAGGACGACAACUGAUGGUUCAUUGCAAAUCCAAAAAUGACGAUCUCGGUGUCCACGUGCUUGGGCCAAACGAUUGGUUCCAAUGGCACUUCCGACCAAAUUACUUCGGAUACACAUUAUUCUACUGCGCCAUGGAUUGGGGAGAGGGAGGGCUUCAUUGGUUCGACAUAUACAUCCAGUACAGGGAUUACAAAAGAUGCAAACUAUGUCAUUGGCUCAUUAGAAAAUCAGGUCCUUGUUUGUCUUAUGGUGAUCAUGAAUCUUGUUAUCGUUGGAAACCACAGGGGAUGAUGCUAAGGGAAUCUGAAAGAUUUGAUUGA